Vespa velutina is the source of this 792-nucleotide messenger RNA. RefSeq lists its product as uncharacterized. Bases 287 to 553 code for a protein of 88 amino acids. NCBI's taxonomy places the organism in Eukaryota, Metazoa, Arthropoda, Insecta, Hymenoptera, Vespidae. The transcript is spliced from 2 exons. The record is from RefSeq and is a predicted model, not a curated record.
UCGUUUUAUGCGAAAUAGAUAUAUAUUAUUUCCAGAAAUUAUUUAUAUAAAUACAUAUAUAAUAUUUAUAUCAGUAAACUACUAAAUUAAAUUAAAAAUAAUUUAAAUCUGAUACUCGUUGGGCGCUAAUUUGAAUCAAUUAUGUGAUUCAUUUAUAUAAAUGCGUACUUUGUUCGAUUGUGCGGUUAUGUUGUGUGUAGUUCACUUAUUCGUGCUAUUGUAAUUGGUGAACAACACGUGCGUUCAUUGUGUAUUGUGAGCUAUUUAAAAUAUAAACAAAUUUAAUAUGCCACAAGGAAAAUUAAAAGUUAAAACAAAACUUCCGCCAUCGGCUAAGACAAAAGCGAACAAACAAAAGAAGGGACCUACAAUACAACGUCGCGGAAAUGCACCUAUUCAACCUAAAAACGCAAAAUUUAAAGAAGUACAUAAAUUGAAGAAGAUAAUUACUAAGACUGUGAAUAAUGCUAUAGAAGAUGAACUUAGAGAAAGGGCUUUGGAAGGGAAAAAAUCUCUUACAAAAAAGGAUAAACAAAUUAACCUGAAAACUUAAUUAUUACUCGCAUAUUACAUGUAGUAUCAAAAUCUUGAUUACAAGUUUAUUUAAUGUAAUCAAUGACUUAAUUUAACACUUUAUUAUCAUGCUUUGAAUUGUGGUUCAAUAUAAACUUGUAUAUAAAAAAAUAGAUUGAUAUAGUCUAAACGUUUUACUGUUAUGAUAACAGAUUGAUAAGAACAAUAAUGUACAUGGAAAUAUCAUAUAAUUACCAAUAAAUAUUUUUUUAAUAGCAA